Molecule: messenger RNA, 3395 nt
Organism: Drosophila virilis
Lineage: Eukaryota; Metazoa; Arthropoda; Insecta; Diptera; Drosophilidae
Source: RefSeq, a predicted model, not a curated record
AUCCGCAGCAAAAUCAGCUGUGCAGCGCUGGUUGAGCAGAAACCUAAACAAUGCUGACGUUACCAAAAUUGUGUUUUAAAAUGUGCACAACAGCCCAACAUAAUUACCUAUUGAAAUAGUAUUUAAUGCCUUUCUCAACAGUAUUCGCUUGCUUUAUGUAAGCCAAUCACUUAAACAAACACCGACUGCCCAGGUUUCAACAAAUUGUUUCUGCUUGCACAAGUGGCGCCUGUCAUUUGUGAUAACAAGUGCCACAGUGUCUUUUUGCUUACGACGCAAACAGCUACCCACUGUCGCAGAAGAAAAUAAAAAGCUGUCGCACCAAAUUUGCAACUUCCCGGUGAGCUCAUCGGCAGGUGAAAGCGAAUUGCAUCAUGUUCUCGCAUUCGGGUCAUGUUAUGACGCUGGCAAACAGCAUAAUUGGCGUCGGCAUCUUGGCCAUGCCCUUCUGUUUCCAGAAGUGCGGCAUCAUCUUGUCCAUUGUGCUGCUUGUACUCAGCAAUUGGAUAACGCGCAUCUGUUGCCAUUAUCUGAUAAAAACUUCGCUGCUGACACGUCGCAAAAGCUUUGAAAUGCUGGGACUGCACGCUUUUGGCACAUCUGGCAAACUGCUGGCGGAACUGUGCAUUAUUGGCUACCUGAUUGGAACGUGCAUCACGUACUUUGUGGUCGUCGGCGACCUGGGCCCACAGAUUGUUGCCAAGCUGUUCUCCUUGGAUAUGGCGGAGAACAAUCAUCUGCGCACGGUGGUCAUGUUUGUUGUCACUGUCUGUUGCAUUGUGCCGCUGGGCAUGCUGCGCAACGUGGACAGCUUGUCGGCUGUGUGCACCGCCUCCAUUGGCUUCUAUGUGUGUCUUAUGCUUAAAAUUGUGCUCGAGUCCGAGGCGCACAUUAUCGCUAACGAUUGGACCGAGAAGGUGACUUACUGGGAGCCAGCGGGAGUGCUGCAGUGCCUGCCCAUCUUCAGCAUGGCGUUAUCCUGCCAAAUGCAACUCUUUGAAGUCUUCGACAGCAUCAACAACCAAAGUCUGGACAAGCUGAAUGGCAUUGUGCGCAACGCGACAUGGAUAUGUACACUGGUUUAUAUAGCCGUUGGUUUCUUUGGCUAUGUGGCUUUCUGCACGCACAGCUUUUCAGGUAAUAUCUUGGUUAACCUGUCGCCCUCAUUUGGCAGCGAUAUUAUCAAAAUUGGAUUUGUGCUGUCGAUUGCAUUCAGCUUUCCCCUGGUCAUAUUCCCGUGCCGAGCCAGCAUCUAUUCCCUUUUGUACAGAAAGCAGGGGCACACGGAGAGCAGCAAUUAUAUACCAGAGCAGCGCUUUCGCUUAAUUACACUGUUCAUCGUUAUCUUCUCGCUGUGCGUGGCGCUUAUGAUUCCAUCUGUUGAGCUUAUCAUUGGCCUGGUGGGUUCCACAAUAGGCGUGGCCAUAUGCAUUAUGUUUCCGGCAUCGAGUUUUCGCCAGAUCAUCAGAAAGGAAUCAACGGAACGCACCUUGGCGCAGUUUGUAUUCGUCAGCGGUUUUUGCCUGAUGAUACUCGGCACAUAUGCCAAUUUGAACGCCAUAGACGCCCAGAGCUCUGGUCCACAGUUUGACGGUGCUCAAGUGGUAACACCAUUGUUGCCCAACGAAAUAUCUCCGCCCGCGGUGGGUCAUGAUUUAAAGAGCUCCGAAAUAAUUAAACUGCUAGUGAAAAGCAGCGAGGCAGAAGCUAAAGAAAAUCUAGAAAACUUUGAACAUGGCAAACGUGAACCUAACGCAAAUAGCAUAAAUCUUGUCGAGAAGUCAAAUAUUGCGGAUGCUCCUUUAGAUAAUCAACCGAUGCCUCCGUUGCCUGUCGAUGAAUCACAUAACGUGGAUGCGAAUAACGAAGCGCCGCCGAUUAAGUCUGAAAGCAUACCAAAAGUGGAACCCAAACCAGUCGAAGGAAAUGAAGCGGCAUCUAUUGUAAAGAAAAACUUGACUAGCUUGGAAAAGUCUCCUGCAGCAAAUAUGCCAGUUCCUAAACCAGAAACUUCUCAGUCUUUGGACCUGGCUGCACAGCGAACCAUAGACGGAGCUGCCAUCAAAAAGGAAGAGGAAAUUACAGCCGAGGAGCAAAAAGAUAAAGCGAAUGCAGACGAAUUGCGUAAAACAGAAAAGGAACUUCAAGAAAAAAUGAAGGCUUUGGAGCGCACCGUGGACAAGCUAAACGAGGAGUUGGCAAAACAAAAGCCUCAAAGUCCAGAUGCAAUGAAACUGUUGGAAAGCAGUGUGGAUAAACUGAACGAUCAGUUGGCCCAUCAAAAUGUUGAGAAUCCAAAACCUUUGGCUGUAAACGAACUGGAUAAGGCACUGAAUAAGGUCAAAGAAAAUAAUCGUAGAAAAGAGAUGGAGGAGUCACUACUCCAGCCCCAGCUCCAAGUACAACCCCAGCCUCAUGACGCCAACAACACAAAAAAGGAACGCAAACCCGCCUCAUUGAUGGAAAUGCUCACCGAGAAUGCCCAUGCGCGAGAGGAACAGGAAGCUCAUGCUGGAGUUUUCGAACCGCUCUCCUACAAAACGGGUGAGCUGCUAAAGAAUUCAACUGGCGAUGCGCCGUUACUAGCCCAACGACUGCCACUGCCUCUGGUGCUGCUCUCGAACUCCACUCGGACAAGAACUAACGGCACCUUAGCUGCCGAACCGCCGGCUAAUAGAACAACCAACGCGGACAACGUCGAUGCCAUCAGGCGAGAGUUGUUGCAAGUAAAUGAGCCGAAGAUUGCGACUGCGCAGCCCGCGGUGCGCGUCAAACGCGAUGCCAACGAGAAUUGUCUUCCCGAGCCCAAGUUAAACGAGCUCAAAAAUAGUGCACUCGUCGGUCUCAGCCUGCAAAUCGAGAACAUGGGUCGUGAACUGAAAUCCGUCAAGGAUGAUGAUCUCGAGACGACAACGACGAUGACUACGACAUCCAACACAGAACUGGAUGCAAGCUAAUACGCGCUCAAUUGAACUGCAAGCACUACCUACACCAAAAAUUAUGUAACUGUUACAAUUGUUUUUACAUUACGCAACUGUUACCUAUGUAUUCAGAUAAUGUAACUGUUACAUAUGUUUUCAAAUUACGUGACUGUUACAUAUGUUUUUACAUUAUGUAGGUAACUGUUACAAAGACCUAUGUAUUUAGAUUGUGUAACUGUUACAUAUUAUGUAACUGUUACAUAUGUACUCACAGUAUGUAACUGUUCCAUUUGAAUUCAGAUUAUGUAACUGUUACCUAUGUAUUCAAAUGUACAGCUCCAGUGUAAUGUUCACAGGGCCAAAAAGCUUUAUGUACAUAUAUAUAUUAACUUAUUUUUAAUGAUAAUGAUGUAUUAAUUUAGUAUCUAGAAAAAGAUACAUAAAUAUGCUAAGCAAUAUAUAUAUUCAUAGAUA